This is a messenger RNA of Aspergillus sclerotioniger CBS 115572, 2452 nucleotides long. RefSeq names its product putative GTPase activating protein for Arf. Gene Ontology annotation, molecular function: protein binding; GTPase activator activity. Gene Ontology annotation, biological process: intra-Golgi vesicle-mediated transport; endocytosis; endoplasmic reticulum to Golgi vesicle-mediated transport. The coding region runs from base 422 to 2452 and encodes 676 amino acids. Lineage: Eukaryota; Fungi; Ascomycota; Eurotiomycetes; Eurotiales; Aspergillaceae. The record is from RefSeq and is a predicted model, not a curated record. The transcript has 5 exons. Gene Ontology annotation, cellular component: Golgi apparatus.
CGAUUUAGGAAGGUUCGGGGGAAACUAUUAAUAACGUGCAAAUCUAGCAAUAAUAGCAAGUACCUACGGUAGGAUCUAUCUAGCUGUCCGCCAUCGUGCUCCCCUCCCCACAUCCACUCCUCAUCCCUGGCCGCUCCUUUUGCCUGUUCCCCUACUCUUAUCUCCCUCGGCCCCUCCAGCCCCUGCCCGGGUUCAUCAUCCGACGUUUUCCCCGUCUAAAUAUGCUUGUCCUCGCAGCCUAAAGGUUUCCCCGAAUCCCGUUCCGGAAGCUCGGCUCCUGCUGCUGCUGAGACUUUUUAUCCAAUUCGCCCCCUACCUCCUACCACUUCUCCCCCCUCUCCUGCCUCGCGUCUUGCGAGUCCGGAAUUCCACCCCUGUCGUUGCGCGAAACCCCCCACCAUCCUGUUAGAGCGUUGCGACCAUGGUGGCUGGCAUCAGCAAACGGCAGCAGUUCCGCAACGAGCGGGCGCUGCAGGACCUCAUCCGGUCGGUUCCUGGCAAUGAUCGCUGUGCCGAUUGCCAAGCAUUGAAUCCAGGAUGGGCUAGUUGGAACUUGGGAAUCUUCAUCUGCAUGCGAUGCGCAUCUCUGCAUCGGAAGCUGGGCACCCAUAUUUCCAAGGUCAAGUCCUUGAGUAUGGACACCUGGUCGGACGACCAGGUUGAUAAUAUGAAAUCGCACGGAAACAACAUUAUGAACAAGAUUUACAACCCCAGAAACGUCAAGCCGCCUGUCCCGACCGACGUCGAUGAGUCUGAUGUGUGCAUGGAACGCUUCAUUCGGCAGAAAUACCAGCACCGCUCCCUAGACGAGAAACCUAAACCCCCCAGUCGUCAUGAUUCGGGUUAUGAUAGGUCCUCGAGGGAAGACCGGUCUCCGGAAGGCUCUCCUCCUCCUCUACCUCCUAAACCCGCAAGGCCUUUUGGCUUCGGGCUCCGAUCCGCCUCAUCCGCGACCAACCUCAACCGGAUGUCCAAUCGUGGCUCUGCGGCCUCCCCCCAGUCGGAUACAUUCGGAUCGGGCUCACUGGGAGCAUCGGUGAGAAAAGGCUCGGUUGGCGACCUUGAGGGAUAUGGGUUUGCGAAUGAGCGCCGGAACGCAAUUGCCCUUCGAGAGCUGGACGGGAACCUGGACAAAACCAUUGAGACGUUGGUGAGGUUGGGAGAGGGCAACGGAUCGGUGUCGCUUCCAAAGACUCCAGUUGCUCAGCCUACUCCAGAUGCUGCCAAAUCUGCCAAUCCGUUCGAUCAAUUGGACGCCAGGCCUCCUACCCAACCAAGCGGGAACUUCAAUCCUUUUGAUGCACCAACACAACCACAGCUGCAAGCUCAACAGGCCCCGGUGCAGCCGCUAGAGCAGUCCUUCCAGAACCUGCAAGUCGCCCAGCCCUUGUUCCCGCACUCCACGGGAGGCUAUCCGAUGCGGCAGGCUUCACUUCCUCAACCUCUCUACCAGCAGGCGGCCACUCCCCCCGUCCCCGCGAAUUUCGCCCAGAACCCAUAUGUCUCUUCUCCGCAGCCAUUAGACGGUGGCCACAAUCCAUUCUUCCAGACCGGAGCUCAGCCGCAGGCCAGCUUGACUGCUCCAGCACCCAAUCCGAACCCCAAUCUCGCACAGACAAACCCCUUCUUCAGUCAAGCCGCACCGCAGCUAUCCGCGAUGCAGCCACCGCAAAGCCAGGCCCCGGCUGCUGCGUCAGUUUCCCCAUUUGGUCCGCUCCGACACGCAAAUACGAUGCCUGUUAUGGCCUCCACAUCUCCUUUCGCCCAGCCUUCUCCCUUCCAGUCACAGCCCCAGGCGCAGGCGCAGGCGCAACCGCAACCGCAGUUCCAAAUGCAGCAGCCCUUCCAACAACCUCAGGGCUCCCUCAACCCCUACCAGACCAUGACCGCACCAGCUACACCUCAGAACUUAGGGUACUCAGCGCAACCCCAGUUCGGAUACCAAACGUCUGCGCAACAUCUGCACUCGCAGCCCACCGGCCGCGUCGACAAGAACAGCAUCCUCUCUCUCUACCAGCUCUCCCCCCAACCGCCCUCUAUUCCCGAACAGUCACAAUACCAACCCUCUAUGGGCACGAACCCAAUGUCUGGACCAGCAGCCACCCAAACCAGCCAACCCUCCCCUUUCAAUGCCCAGCCCCAACAAUCCUCCCCCUUUACCACUAUGCCCCAACAACAACAGCAGCACAUCACAGACCCCCAAGCGGGAACCCGCAAUCCCUUCUUCACCACCCAGCCGGGAGCUCCUGCCCCCGCCGCCGCCGCCGCCGCAGCAUCCUACAUGCCUACCGCACAGGGACCGCAGCAAAACGCAGCCUACGGCAUGCCCAACAAACCCACUGGCGGGUUUCCCCGAGGCCAUAUGAGCCAGCAAAGCGUGGACAUCAAUGGCUUCCAGAGCGGAAGACACAGUCCCGAUGCAUUCGCCAGUUUGAGUGCGCGAUAUGGAUAG